AAAAAUGUAAAAUACUGCAGCAAAGGAGGCCGUUCAUUGACAAAUUCAUGUGCUCUCUCUCUCUCUGUUUCCCUGCAAUAUUUUAUUUUAUAGCUAUUGCUCCAUGUAUAAAUUUUGCAUUUAGUAGAGCUCCUCUCUCAGCAAGAGAGCUUAACAUAAUAAUAAUAAUAGCUAGCAAGAUAUUUUAUAUCCUUUGCUAUUUCUGCUUGCUAGCUUGUUUUGUUACUACAUAACAUACAGUUUAGAAUUCAACCAUUUCAUUUACGCAUUCGCUUCGCAGGCAUUUGCUCUACUAACUAAACUGUACAAAGAAAGCGUUCUCUACUUCUUUCUCUCUUUCUAUCUGAGACGAGCUAAAAUUGAAAAUACAUGCACACACAACGCAAAAUAUUCUCGCGAUUUUCGCUUAGUUCAGACUCGAAUCUUAUGUACAAUUGUUCAGUUUAUGACGUGUUUUUGCAAAUCAGAAAAAGCUACUGAAAAAGUCAGUUUAAUCGACUGUUUUUUGUCUUAAAAUGGCCAUUUAAUCAUUGGUAAUAACAAAGAGCAACUCAUUUUGUAGUUAUGACAUUUUCGGCAAUAAUUAUGACCGACAUAGUUUGAGGCUAGGAUAACCUAAACCGCAGACUAAUCUAAAGUUCACUGUUCUAUUAUCUUUUUCUCUGUUUCAGUCGAUUCACAUCGUCAUGCAAAUCUCGACAUGAAUUUCAAAACUUUCUUACCGAUUCUUGACUGAUUCGUUGGCCUCAAUUUAUACUCCUUCCUCCUUAGCAGCUGUUGGUUACAACGAUUUCUUUUCGGAUAUUUUGAUAAAGAUUUUCUCGCCAGUCGUCAAUUCAAUAUAUGGUAUCGCAAUAUUAUUUUAAUUUCAAAUGAAGUCAAGCUUUUACCUUCUGGACUUUUCAGUUACUUGAUUUUGCGCCCCGAAAAGUAAAAAAAACGCCCAGACGAACCCUUAGAAAGACUAGCAGUGUUGUCUGACCCCUGACCUCCUAUAGCCCUGAGUGUUGGUCACGUGAUUCCAUUCGACGCGGCUCAACGAAGACGAUUCAACCACGUCACCCCGACCCCUCGCUCCUCCGCCUUGGGACGCUAUGUUAUCCUCCCCCCUUCGGAUGUCAGUAAUCAGCCCAAGUAGCGCCCCCAACCCAAAGGAGAAUGGACCCUCCAGCGCCAUGACUAAUCACUCGGUAGGGAUGUCCUCCUCGCUUCCCUCGCCCAUAGCGACAGGGGGCCAUUCACAAACCCAUAGUGCAUCCAUGUCCUCUCUUUCUUCAUCGUCGAGCAGUAGUCAUGAGACGAAAAGCAAAGUGAUUUCCAACAAGCUGGCUAGUUUAGAAACUGAUAUUAACCAGUACGAGAGCAAGAUCGCAAGACUCAUGAAAAAGCGAGAGGAACGUACACGUCACGCUUCUGCUAAUAGUUCACAGCAGCAGCAGUUCAUCAACCAUAAUAACAACAUAAACAAAGCAACCUUGAUCCAAAUGGGAGCAGGAGUUCUUCCUCCGAAUCAUCUGAAUUCGAUCAAAUCCUCACCUUCAGAUGAGGUCAAAACUGAAAACAGCCAGAGUUUAACAGAGGUCAAAUUGUCUCAAAGCUUACCCUCGAGCCAAGAUAAAUACGAAUCAGUUACCAUCACGGACGCAUCAUCGCGGUUAUUACAACUACCUACAGUUGAACACGACACAGUACAAUUAUCGUGCACUUGUUUCGCACACACGGCAGAGGGUGAAGGCUGUCCCCGAAAAGCAUCUUGCACGCGCACGGAAAACGUGCGAGACCUGGCGGAGACGAACAAGAAAUUAACCGAGCAAGAUUUCAUAUUCAAAAUCUACAGUCAGAAUCGGAAGAACGCAGAUUUCUGGCACCGGAUGUUGGGAGACAGUGGUCCCUGUCUGGCAGAGAUUCCCAAGUACGCACAGCCCUGUGAAGCCCCUGCAUAUCAAGCAAACAGGAACAAAUUUCACCUAUUCAAGAGCAAAUUGGUCGAGAGCAUCAGUCGGCAGAAGAAAACACUGCACGAAGCGGAUCAGAACUGGGCUGAGCAAUAUGACAGCAGUUACACGCAAUGGAGCAGCAAAGUUCAAUCUCAGAAAAACAGCGCCAAGAGAAGAGCGAAGGACGCUAAGAACCGCGAAUUCUUCGAGAAGAUUUUUCCAGACCUGAAAAAGCGACGGGAACAGGACGAACGAAUUGCACGGAUGGGCACUCGAGGUAGUGGAAAAAGCGAGUUCGAGAUAGAAGAAAUAGCUUCCAGUCUCCGCCAACAGGAGUUGAGUGAAUCCGAAAUGCACCGCAACGCAGUCGUUCCUCCCCUCUGUGUGAACAGAUUAGGCACCAAUCGAAGUCGGCUGCUGUUCAAGUACUUGGAUUGCAACCGCUUCGUGGAGGACCCUUUGUCGUUGCACAAACACACCCAAAACAUAUCUUCCUGGAGUCCCCAGCAGCAAAAGCUUUUCAGAGACAAGUAUCUCGUCCACCCAAAGAACUUCGCGGCUAUUUCCAAUUCUGUCGGAAAGCCCAUCGAAGAAUGUGUAAAGUUCUACUAUCUGAAAAAACCGACCGAGAAUUACAAGAAACAGCUUCGCAGCAACUCCAUCAAAAGAAAGCGAGAUCCGAAAAUUAAAAGCAAAACAGGCUCUCAGUUUGCACCUCAAUCCUCUGAGACCGCGAGGUCCAUAUCACCCAUUUUCGCCUCCGCCUCAUCCCACUCCUCCGCAACUGCACCACCCUCAACGACAACAUCAACUUCGGAUCUUUCCACCAGUGCUACUGCUACUACAUCGUCUCCCGCAGUCGCCGCGGUUGCCGCCGCUGACGAUUCCAAGACCCUCCCGGGUAAAGCGUCCUCCUCGACAAAUUCAGAGGACUCAAGCUCAACGUUUGCUGCCGAUGUCAAAAGCAGCACACAAGGCACAACUACUUGUUAUAGUACUGAUAGUUCCGCCGCAACUUCAAAAACAGCGAUACUAGCUACGAAUGAUUCAACGAGCAACGUCGAAAUCACUGCCACGUCUAGUUAUAGUAGCUCACUUGCAAAAGCUCAAAUCAUGAGCGAAAUUGAUUCGAAAACCUUGCCGUCAGUUGAAUCCGGCAAGACCUCUACUCAAUUGAAUAUAGUAUCGGAGCCCAAGGUACAUGCAAAUGAUAAGGAAAAUCAGCAACAAAUGUCAGCAUCUAAUCCGCUGCUCCAAAACAUGACUUGGUCCUCGGGUGGAAUUGGUGGUUCGCGUGAAGAUGUUUUCACACGAGUCGUGAAUUACGCACAAAUGGAUCUGGCACGGAACUCGAUCGGGUUCACAUCUGUGGGGACGAGUAAUCAAAGCAGCACGAGCACCCAUAGUUACUCAUUGGCCAGUGCAAAGCAAGAGGAAGCGAAUUCGAGUAGUUUCUUCUCGCAGCACAUGUCGACAGGUGUGGCGGGUCCAAUUGAACAACUUUCAAGAGCAGCGGCUGCUCACGAAGACUCCAAGAUCUCGCACGUAUCGACAGGGUCUAUCAGUAAUUACCCGAAUCUCAUCAGUGGCACCGCAACAACUGGCGGCGCUCUACCGAAUCGCGCCCCAUCCAGUCCGAUAAUCUCCCACCUGUCGGGAGGAUCUGUAGGCCAUUCGUACAGAGAUCAACAGUUGCACUUGCAGUCGUCGUCAGGAACCAGCGGAGGACAUUACCUAAACGUCCUGAGCAGGACUUCGAACUCAGUCUCACCCAGACUUCAACAGGUGGGAAUAAAAGCCGAAUUUGACCGCUCUUCUAUUCAGAGCAUUUCGCCAGGUGCUUCGGCUAUCUUGCAACUUCACCAACAACAGCAGAAUCAACAACAACAACAGCAGUUGUUUGGAGAGAACAGAACUCACUAUCAGUUGCCAGAAGUGAACUCACCCCCGAAUAGAGAAAGAACUUCGCUCAAAAACUGUUGUCCUGUACCUCUAUGCACGCAUAACAAGAACAGACAUCGAAAGCUCAAGUGUCUCCACACAAAGUUCGACUCCCUCUCCCACGAACAGCGACAAGCACUACAAACUGAGCUAGGAAUCACAGAAGGAGUAACGAAGGCCUGUGCUCAUUGCUACAAUAGAAUAACCCAGCUGCUAGACCCAGAACACGUCAUAGGCUCAUCGAGCUCACAGGAGUCGCACCAACAGUCAAACUCAUACCAACACCAACAUCCACAGUCGGGAAGCACCUCGGUGUCGCCAAACUCAUCGGCCAAGGGUGCAGCUCAAGCGUUUUCAGCUGAAGAAGCGGCGGCCAGUGGCAGUGUAGCGUGGACUAGCGAGGAAGAAGAAAGGUACCGGAGUGUGUUGAAGAACCACGGCCUCGACUGGGAGAGACUGGGAGCUGCCAUACCCUCCAAGACAGACAGACAACUCAGGCACUUCUACCUAGAGAACAGCCACAAGUUACACCACCUAGUUUCAGAGUGGACCAAAACCACGGUCGCAAGUAGACGAAACAGGAUCGGUAGUAGCUCUAACGCAACAAGAGGUUCCCAUUCGGCCUCGGGAAGAAACGGAACGGGAUCCACGGUUGAAUCAGGAGGAGCUACCAACCAUCAGGCAGGUUCCGACGAUACAGACUAUUUAACAGACGAUGCGGACGACCCGCAGCAACUGAGCUCCGCCAAUACAACGACCGCAACUGAAGGCGGCGGUAAUUCUCCCGCACAAAUGAAGAGUCACAUUAUGAGGAAGUACACGUUGGCAGACGGAUCCCCUGUCGCCGCAGUUCCCAACAACAACAAUAUCGGCAUAGUCAGCUCAAGUGUCUCCACACAACCAGUGUUUUCUAAAGCUUUCGCCAAUAAUUCAGCCGCUUCAAAUUCUGUCGGGGAUAACAGUAAACAACUCACUAUAGAUGACAUAAUCAGUAAAGGAAUAAACAGCAAAGUGAGCCCAGAAGAUAUGGACUUGACAGGAACUCCCAUCUUAAAGCUAUUCAGUGACUUGAAUCCCAACUACAAUGUGAAACACAAUCAUAAUUUAUUCCAGCGACAUGUACCGUCUGAUUGUCAACAGCUUCAGAUGCAUUCGCAGCGCAACCUAGGAGGCUCGUCGUCGCCCCCCGCCGCUUUGAAAGGGGGAUGUAUCGGAGGUCAAAAGCAAACAGCUCUUGACAUGAUGAAGUCUCAGAUAAGAAGCAACUUGGCCAAUGGGGAGGCGAUUGAAGGUCCGAUUUCAAAGCAGCUCAGAAUAGAUUUACAGCACAGUGGGACAAAUCUGUCUGCGAUUUCGCCUUCAAGCGGAGGCUCCACGCGCAACCCUCUGGACAAAACGAGUCCGAUAUCACCAACGCCGUUGAACAGUCACAGCCGGCCGAGCUCAAAGGGAACUUCAAACGCACCGCCGGCUCCGCCCCCGCUUCUUCACAUCCCAUCGCAACUAUCCGCCGCCGCCGCCGCCGCCGCCGCGCACCAUGAUCGCAAAUCGCCCUUAGUGAACAAGCAGGAGAAAAUGCAACAGCUGGUUAAUAACUACACAAAUAACACAGCAGUGACGUUAGGCGGAUCCAUAUCUCAGGGUAUCCCAGUGCCAUAUCCCUCGCUCAUGUCGGAAAUGACACCAGAACAACAGGUGCUGGCAGUAGCCGCGCGUCAGCUCCACUCCUCAACUGGAAUGAUGCAGCUGAAUGGACUAAAUGGCAGCAAUCCUCUCUUGAUCACAAAUGACCUUCUGAGACUGCGAGAACAACGAGCGGGCGCUCUCGACAUACCGAGCACUACUACCAGCGGCGGCGGCAUUGGAGCUUCGAUUAAGUCCCUGACUAAUGAACUAUUGGCUACUGAUUACAUGACAUCGCAAAAUAUGGACGCAGCUCAUAAAAACAAGCAUAGGACAUCUCCCCCAAAUGGUGCUUUGUCAUCCAAUGCACCGCCUCCAUCCUCCACGUCCAUGAAUGUUUCGGGGCGAAGGGCAGAGAGCAUACAAGCAGCGCAAAAUGCCGCUACUCAGAACGCAAAUGGAGCGCUAGCCGUAGCGGCUGCACUCCAAAACCUCCCAAAUUUGCCUCCUCAGGCACUUUUAGAUCCCCAAUUAUCCGCGUAUAUUCUUCAGAAUCAGCAAAUUCAACAACAGUUGCAGCAACUUUACCUCCCGCACCAAAAUGCAAACAAGCAGCUGUUUGUUCCCCAAGCGCCCUCAAAUCACCCAAUAAACUGGCCGCUUCUAUCAUCAGUGGGGGUGGGAGGAGCUGCGCCUCCUUGGCCGUACCCUGGAACCGUCCCAGGGGCUCCCCCUCCGCCCACCACAUCUUCAUCGUUAAGACCACCAACUGGGUCGCAUGCUCCAGCGUUUCAACAUCUCGCUGCAGCUGUAAGUCAGGCAUCUUUUACUAAUGGGUCAGUAUCGGCUGCUGAUUACGCUAGACACUUGGAACUAUCAGACCCGAUGAUACUUCAGAAACUGGCAGAAUACCAGCAUCUAGAUCAACUUCUCAAAUUGCACCCAGGGUUUGCUGGAAAAGAGCACCAGCUAACUGCAGAUGUAUUGUACAACCUGCAUUCUUCAGUUGGAGCGAAUUCCGGAAACUCGGCAGCUGCUCAGGCUGCAGCCCAGGAAGCGAAUCGUCUGGCUCAACAUCAGUCUGUGAAUUACUUCAAAGCAAAUCCGGCAGUUGUAGCAUCAAAAGCAAAUGCGAUGGCCGCUAAUGAACGAGAGAAGAGUAAAGUGCUUCUCCAACAGAGUUUGAUUCAAGCAGGACACUCGAACGCAACGGCUGCGGCAGUUGCAAACAGUUACCUCAACAAGAGAAGCGUUAAUGAGAUGCAGGGAACUACACCUCUCACGUUGCCAAGCUCAAUGAAUUCAGGCAACAAGAUGCACGAAUCUCGACAGCCCAGCUCAGUUUUCAGUUCCAGCUUACAACGGGUUCCACCGGCGACAACAGGUGCCGCCGUGUCUUCCGCGCCGCCGGUCAAUAAGGUUCCAAAACUGUCUCCUUCUGAAGUUCGAGAACAUCAAAGGGCGAUCGAAGAACACAAUCACUCGCUUGAACAGAUGCACAGGAAGAGGGCGAUCUCUCCGUCUUCUGGGAAGGGCUAUGGUGCCUCAAUGGCAAAGAAAAUGAUGUCGCAAUCUGAGCAUCAAGGAGGCAUGGAUGCCAACGUCCCUAGAUCGACAAACUCAAAUAGUAGAUUACAGUAUAACUCCUCUACAACUUCAUCUGGUGCUAACUCUAAUAUGACUCAUCCAAGCCAGAACCCUUCAAUCGUAGUUUCCAGUAAUAACCAGGGUCUGGCAAACGGACCAUCAUCACAGUCGACGUUGUCCGGAGCGCACGCAAGUGCAAACGGAACGAGUGACAAUGGAAAAGGCGGAGGAGGUGGAAACAGUAACAGCAACAGCAAUUAUCAAAUGCAGAAACAUUUUUCUGACAAAUAUGUUCCCAAGUAUUACAGACCGUCACCGAUGUUGAAGCAAAGUAGCAAAAAAGACGAGCAUCAAAACGGGUCAAACGGUGCCCAAAUUAUGGGAGCCAAUUCAACAUCAUCAGGCGCUGUAAAUGUAAAGAAGCAGCCACAAUUACCAUCUGUGUCGAAAGAAAACGGCUGUUACACUCAGUCUAAAGAUAAUUCAAAAGAGAACAAAGACACAAAUCAGCAACCGGCUGUCAACACGAAGCAUCACAACGUUUCUAGAAGCUCCCCAGUUUCAGUACCAAGUAGUUCAGCUACCACAGCUGCCCACCCUAAACCAUUGGUGCAUGAAGUCUCGAAAAGUUGA
This is a messenger RNA of Symsagittifera roscoffensis, 7721 nucleotides long. RefSeq names its product serine-rich adhesin for platelets-like. Gene Ontology annotation, biological process: regulation of transcription by RNA polymerase II. Bases 1095 to 7721 code for a protein of 2208 amino acids. The transcript is spliced from 17 exons. The record is from RefSeq and is a predicted model, not a curated record. Gene Ontology annotation, cellular component: chromatin. NCBI's taxonomy places the organism in Eukaryota, Metazoa, Xenacoelomorpha, Acoela, Convolutidae.